Molecule: messenger RNA, 6344 nt
Organism: Macadamia integrifolia
Lineage: Eukaryota; Viridiplantae; Streptophyta; Magnoliopsida; Proteales; Proteaceae
Product: putative callose synthase 6
Exons: 21
Coding region: 365-2821 (818 amino acids)
Cellular component (GO): plasma membrane
Molecular function (GO): glucosyltransferase activity
Source: RefSeq, a predicted model, not a curated record
AAGCUUUUGUUGGUUCUUCGAAAGCAGUGAGAGCUAUUCCUUUCUGUUGUAGACUGUCAGCACUGAGCAGUCAAAAAAGGCGAAGCUUCGAACCUCGUCAGCCAUCCUCUCCAUCUUUCACAAACAAAAUCAAAGCCCUGAGCUCAAAAGGUUCAAAAGCAAGGAGGGGGUUCACUAAUUCCUUUCUUUCUGUUGGAGACACCGCAAGAUUCUUGCCCCACCUUAGCAAAAAGAAUAAUCUUUCACCCUCUCUUGGACAAUAAAAAAUGGUCAUUCUUCCUCCAUUGCCUAUUAUAGAGCAACAUCUAGAUAGGCAAGAUCAAUCGUCGUUGUUGUUGUUGCUUCCACAGUUACUCAGCCAGAAAUGGCGAGUACAAGCGGCACCAAGAGUGAUGGUCUGCCCCGAUCCCUUUCCAGGAAGAUGACAAGGAUACGGCCAGGGGCACCAGUGGAUGGUCCUGAGGAGGAAGACAUCGACAUUGAAGAACUUGUGCCAUCUUCACUGGCUGAGAUCGUUCCAAUUCUUCGUGUUGCCGAUGAAAUUGAGCCCGAGAACCCCAGGGUCGCUUACCUCUGUCGCUUUCUUGCAUUUGAGAACGCUCAAAAAGUGGAUCCAAUGUCAACUGGUCGUGGCGUUCAUCAAUUCAAAACAUAUCUUCUGCAUAGACUAGAAAAGGAAGAAUGUGAGACAAUGCCUCUGCUUGCCAAGAAUGAUCCCAGAGAAAUACAAAAGUUCUACCAGUUGUUCUAUGAAGCAAACGUCAGGGAUGGCCAGUACAAGAGAAAACCGGAGGAGAUGACCAAGAUCUAUCAGAUAGCUUUGGUGUUAUAUGAUGUUGUGAGAGCUGUGGUGCCUUUUGAGAAAAUUGAUGCAUGGAUAAACAAAUGUGCUAGAGAUGUUGAGAUGAAAAACAAGCAGUAUGUACACUAUAACAUUCUUCCAUUGUAUGCCACUGGAGUUAAGCCAGCAAUAAUGGAACUUGCUGAGAUCAAAGCAGCGAUUAAGGCUUUGCAUAAGGUGGAUAACCUUCCAAAGCCCAGAGUUCAAUCGACACCUAAUGAGCCUGAUGACAGGGAUAUAAGCAUCCAUGAUUUGCUUGAUUGGCUUUGGCUAACUUUCGGGUUUCAGAAAGGAAAUGUGGCAAAUCAGAGGGAACACUUAAUAUUGUUACUGGCAAAUGCUGAUAUAAAAAAUAAGCAACAAGAGGAUGACCAUCAUGCUGAUAUAAAAAAUAAGCAACAAGAGGAUGAUGAUGCUCAGCUGGAUAAUGACACUGUAGAGAAAUUGAUGGGGGAAAUCUUAAAAAAUUAUGAAUCAUGGUGUAACUACUUGCGUUGUAAACCAAUCAAUUUUAUUUGCAGCGUCACAUAUAAUGCUGCUGACAGACAACAAUUACAGCUUCUUUAUAUUGGACUGUAUCUUCUCAUUUGGGGUGAAGCUUCAAAUAUUCGAUUCAUGCCUGAGUGUAUUUGCUACAUCUUCCAUAAUAUGGCUAGAGAGCUUGAUAGGAUCCUGCACUGCUAUGUGCGUUCUGUUAGUGGAGACAUACCUCAACCAGCACACCAGGGUGAGGAGGCAUUUCUGCAUGAAGUUGUGACACCUAUCUACGAGGUCUUGCGCAAGGAAGCCAGGAGAAACCAAGGAGGCACUGUAAGCCACUCAAAGUGGAGAAAUUAUGAUGAUCUAAAUGAAUAUUUUUGGUCAGAUAAAUGUUUUAAGUUGGGGUGGCCAAUGGACCGUAAAGCAGACUUUUUUGUUCAUUCUCAGCCAAGAAAUGAGCAACCUAGCAAUUUCACUCCUAGAUGGAGAAAGCCUAAGACAUAUUUUGUUGAGGUCCGUACCUUUUGGCAUCUUUAUAGAAGUUUUAACCGAUUGUGGGUAUUCUUCAUUUUGGCUUUCCAGGCUAUGGUAAUAGUUGGAUGGAGCACUGGAGGAUCACUCUCAACUUUGUUUGAUGAGGAUGUGUUCAAAAAUGUUAUGAGCAUUUUUAUUACCUAUUCUUUACUCAAUUUCUUGCAAGCUAUGCUGGAUAUAAUUCUUAGUUGUAGAGCUUGGGGAAGCUUGAAAAAUACCCAAAUUGUUCGGUACCUCCUGAAAUUUGCAGUUGCAGCUGUAUGGGUAGUAGUCCUUCCCUUAGGCUAUUCUUGCUCUAUGCAGAAGCCAAUUGGAUUAUUCAGAUUUUUCAGUGAUUGGAUCAAUAAUUGGCAAAGCCAGUCAUUCUAUAACUUCACCAUUCUAAUUUUUAUGAUGCCCAAUAUAUUGGCUGCAAUACUAUUCAUUCUUCCACCAUUACGGAGAUCAAUGGAGCAUUCAAAUUUGCGCAUUAUUGUACUUAUUAUGUGGUGGACCCAGCCAAAACUGUAUGUGGGAAGGAGCCUACACGAGGACUUGUUGCUUCCCAAAUACACUCUGUUUUGGAUCUUUCUGCUAAUCAGCAAGUUAGCAUUCAGCUACUAUGUUGAGAUAUUACCUUUAAUUGGACCAACGAAGCUGAUCAUGGGGUUGAAAGUUGGUACUUAUGCGUGGCAUGAGUUUUUUCCUAAUGUAAAGUAUAAUAUUGGGGUUGUUAUUUCCAUAUGGUCACCAAUUGUUCUGCUGUAUUUCAUGGAUGCACAGAUCUGGUAUGCUAUUUUCUCCACCAUAUUUGGUGGUAUCCAUGGUGUCUUCAGCCACCUGGGAGAGAUUCAGACUCUUGGGAUGUUGCGCUCCAGAUUUGAAUCUGUGCCAGCAGCUUUCACUGAACGUCUUGUGCCAUUACCAAAUGAGGAUGUCAGAAGGAACCCCUUGGUAAGAGGUUUCAAGUUAGAUACACAAUCUUGAAUUAUUUAUUGUACAGCUUUAUAUAUUUUUACAACUCAGUAUGUGUACAAUUAUCAAUCAGCUUUACAUUGAAAUAUGACAUAUCAGUUUUAUGAUUCUUUUUGUUGAGAUCUUUUUAUUUGGUAAUGACAUGGAGGUGUGAGGAUAGGUUGGCAGGAACCAUAUCCAUCAUGAACCCAAAAAAAAUUUAAACUGUUCAUGAUUAGUCAACCCUAGAAAAAGCAGGAUAGUUGAAUUGAGGAAUGAAGAGGAAAAAUCAGGAAAUGGAAAAAAAAAGAGAAAUGAUGCAGAAGUGCAGAACCGGGGUUUGAAUACUCUAUUCGGUUCGCUUGUGGGCCCACCCAAGUAGUUACAACAUUCAAGUCCAAAGUUGAGUGGCAAUACAGUAAUUAAAUCAAUAUUUGUAAGCGGGUGGCAAUUCUGUUAAUAGAUUGAAGCUGAUGACAGGAUUGCAAUAAGGGAGAAUUUCAAAGGCUAGAAGUGUUAUAGAUUGGGAAGGGAUAUAAUGAUGAAUAAAAUUUAAAAACAGAGGUUAAAUUUAGAACUAAAAGUGAAUGAUGGACAAAGAAGAAAAAUAAAUAAAUAACUAAUCAAAUUAACUAAAUAUUGCAUCCUUAGUUAACAAUUAUCAACUGCAUCAAGAAAACAAGAAAAGAGAAUGCUUUGGUAAUUUUAGUGUGGAUUGGAAUUGGGGCAAGGUUCAUAAUUUAAUUUCGUUUCGUUUCGGUGGUUCAGAAGCUGAAAUUUCGUUUCAUUUAGUUUCGUUUUGGCCGAAAUGGUGUAUUUUUUUUUUUUUGGUUGAUUGUUUAUGUGGUUAAACGGCUAUAUUUUAACCUGAAACUUGGUGGGUAACUUAUUUUAAGGCUAAUAAACAUGCUUAGAACAUAAAAAUGCAAAAACAUUAGGACAUGACAUUGUUUUAGAGUUGCACCUUUGUUUGACAGCAAUCGUCGAACUGUUCUGAAAAUUUUACCUAGUUUUGGAUAAAGAACUUUACCGUUCCUAAGCUUUGAAUGUGUAGAUCUUGUAGGAGUCAAAAUGUGUGAUGAUGUGGCUAAUUAGAGGCUUGUUGGAGUGUUUUUCCUUCAAAAUAUGCAAAUGGAACCGAAACCACCAAGACAGGCGAGACAAAGUUGAAAUUUGGAACGAGAUAUGGUAUUUAUAACACAUGGAAUGUAACGACAAAGGCAAGAGACCGAAACAAUAUUGAAAUUUUGUACAAAUGUUAAUUCGGGCUUUAUUUCAUUUCGGACAAAUAAAAUAAAAAAAAAAAAACCAAACUUUCGAAAUUUCGGCGAGAUUUCGAACCAUAAAUUGGGGACCAUAACUGGAAAAAGAUGGGCAGCUUUAGGAUUGAGUAAUAGAAGGUUUGGAUCAAAAUUAGAGAUCCAAUUUAAAAAUCCCUUCUGCCUACUACAAUCCUAGUUGGAUUAGGAUCAAUGGAUCCUACAAAAUUUGGGAUGUAAGUAUUAAUCUUAUUUAAAUGGAUUAAGACUAAACACAAAUGUUCCAAAUCAACCUGGAUCUGAUCCAAUUUUUUCUUUUUUGGAUGAGUAAUAUAUUAACGAAAACAAGAAGAAAGAAUAUACAACCCUAGAGGGGAAAGAGAAAGAAGGAGAAGGUGGCGAUGGGAAGCCAGAAACAAACCAUCAAGGGGGGAAGAAAAUAGAGAAGGGGAGACCCCAGGAAACAACAAUAAGCAUAUUCCUUGUGGAACAUCUAACAUACUAGUCAUGGCGCCAAGGCGAACCAAGGUGGUGGAGGGAUGUCCUAAUGCUUAGGUGAUAAGUCGCCCCUUUAGGCACCCAAGCGUUAUUUUAUUUCUUCUCUUAUGUUCUAACAUCUAUAUCAUAAAAAAUCAAUAUUAAGCCACAUCAAGUCAUAAAAAAUCAACACUAAAUCAUAUCAAGUCAUCAAAAAUCAACAUGGAGAGAAAUUUUUUUGUUCUCUAAUAAGUUUGACUGAUCAAAUGAUUUUAUUUUACACGAGACUUUUGUAUUGGGUAGAUCAAAACAACAGCUAUCAUGACCCAAACCUAGAUACAGGUAAGGGUACAGCCCUCGCAGGCAAAGUUCAAAUGAUCCAAAACAUUCACUAAAACAGGCAUAAGAAAACUCAUAAAAAAAUUCUAAGUGUCAACAAAAUAAAACAACUCAAAGAUAAAAUAUCCCAAAAUCAUACCUACUGGUGGCAAUCUAAGGUGUGAUCCCACAAUCUAAAUAAAAACACUCUGUCAAAGUUUACAUGAAACAACACCCUACUACAAUCAUCUAUUAAAGUAAAAAAGACAAAAAAAACUUCAGGUCGCCCUCGAUCUCCGUUUGCAGCAUAUCUUCACCUCAAUUAUCUGUGAUGUUAAAAUAAUGGAUUGAGCUCAACAACUCAGUAAGGGAAAAUAGUAAGAACACAUCACUAGGCAAACAAUCAACAAAAAACAACGGUUAAAACAAAUAGUUUUAAUUUCUCAAACCACACUUUUAAUAAAAACAUGAUCAUUUAAAAAUAAAUACCCCUUUUUAUCACACUUUAGCCGACAUUGAGGGAAAUAGGCUGCCACCGCCUAUAUUCCUAAAGGGAAAACAUGGCCCCUUACAAAUCACACACACAAUCACACUGUCAUCAGCCCCUUUGUGACUAUAAAUUUCUGCGGCUCAAUGGAACGCACUGCCUCUCGGGUGGUAAUUACUCUCCACAGUACGGAGCAGUCUAUUUGCCCUCAACACUUUCUCUUUUCACACUUUCACAAAAAUCACCUUUCAUCAAAUCACUUUCUUUAAAACACAAACAUAGGUAAAAUCUCCAUUUAAGAAUCAAUAUCAAUAUACAUCACAUUAACAGUCAUUUAUUAAUCACUACCAUAAACUCAUGUCUCAUAUAAACACAAUUAAAAAGGUAUAAGUUAGCACAUAUCCACGAUACAAGCACACCAAACAUCAAUCAUAUGAUCAAACCACACAUCUGUGGUGUAGUCCCACAAUAAUCCACUUACCACUGCUUGCAAAAGUGUUACUGCCCCUUUGAGUCCCAAGAGUCCAGGAGGUCCCAAUCUGAAAUUAAUAAUACCCUAUAAUAAAUCUUGGGUUCCAAAAAGAAUAAUAUAAUGUAAUUGGUCCCUAUGAAUUGACUCCCAGACCUUUAUAAAGAAUAUUAGAUUUGGUCAAAAAAAGAAUAAUGUAAUUGGUCCCUAUGAAUUGGAUCCCAUACCUUUAUAAAGAAUAUUAAAUUUGGGUCACGGUUUGGGUCCCAUAUUGAGUUCCAAGAAAAACCCUAAUGGAUCCCAAAAACCCUAAAUAUUGGGUCACAUAUGAAAAAACCAUCAUCUGCAAGACCCCUAUUGAGUCCUAAAAGAAGAACUAGUACUAACAACUUAAACUAAAAAGCAUAUUAUAUUAUUAGGGUCCCAAAAGAAAAACAGCAGAACCACGACUAAAACCAAAGAUAAGAGGACAUCAUUGCCUGAAGAGGGUAGAAAAACAGAAGAGUAGGCACCAAAAUCCCCUUCCUCUCCCUUUCUUUCUUCCUU